AUGGUUUUCUGGAAAAGGGAGGCUGCAAUGUUAAAGCAACAACUGCAGAGUCUGCAAGAGAAUCAUAGGCGAAUGAUGGGUGAAGAGCUUUCUGGUUUAAGUGUGAAAGAUCUACAUGGCAUGGAGAGCCAACUUGAAAUGAGUCUCAGAGGUAUCCAUAUGAAAAAGGACCAACUUCUUUUUGAGGAAAUCGAAGAACUCCAUAAAAAGGGGAAUCUCAUCCACCAUGAAAAUGUCGAACUUUGUAAGAAAGUAACCCAAAUUCGUGAAGAAAAUAGCGAACUCUACAACAAGGUAUUUAAUAUUUAUCAACUGCAGUAA
Lactuca sativa (garden lettuce) is the source of this 321-nucleotide messenger RNA. RefSeq names its product agamous-like MADS-box protein AGL16. The record is from RefSeq and is a predicted model, not a curated record. NCBI's taxonomy places the organism in Eukaryota, Viridiplantae, Streptophyta, Magnoliopsida, Asterales, Asteraceae. Gene Ontology annotation, cellular component: nucleus. Gene Ontology annotation, biological process: regulation of DNA-templated transcription. Gene Ontology annotation, molecular function: DNA-binding transcription factor activity.